GAGAUGACAUUUGCGCGGGAUUUCUGAUUGCAGAAAAACAACAAACCUUGGCCACAGGACCAUAUCAGAAAGACGAGAUGAUGAAUGCUGCAAUCCUAGUGUUUUGAAAAACGACACUUUUCACUAAAUUCGAAUACUUAGUUAAUAAUGUCUAUAUUUUGCAAUGUAACUUGUAACAUUCCGCAUUAAAUAGCUGAAGGUUCGAAAUCCUGAGUCCUCUUGAGGUGAUUGCAGAAUAGAGGGAAAUCUGUUAUAGUUGUAAAAGAAAAGAUAUCAAGAUGGCAAUGCAGGAACGGAGACAGGCCGAAGAGGUGGCGGAUGUAGAGGAUGAGACAUUUGGACCACUCCCUCUCAGCAGGCUGGAGGCGAAUGGUAUCAGUGCAACAGAUGUAAAGAAAAUGGAAGAUGCUGGUUUCUUCACAGUAGAAUCAGUAGCAUAUACCCCCAAGAAAAACCUUCUGUCUAUCAAAGGCAUAAGUGAAGCUAAGGCUGACAAAAUCUUGGCAGAAGCUGCCAAAUUAAUUCCUAUGGGGUUUACUACUGCAACAGAAUUCCACCAGAAGAGAUCAGAAAUUAUUCAGGUUUCCACAGGGUCAAAGGAACUUGAUAAACUGUUACAAGGUGGGAUUGAGACUGGCUCUAUCACAGAAAUAUUUGGAGAGUUCAGAACAGGAAAAACACAGAUUUGUCAUACCUUAGCCGUCACCUGUCAGUUACCCAUUGAUAUGGGAGGCGGGGAAGGAAAGGCACUGUAUGUAGACACUGAAGGAACUUUUAGACCAGAACGGUUACUGGCUGUUGCAGAAAGAUAUGGUCUAUCAGGGAGUGAUGUGUUGGAUAAUGUGGCUUGUGCCCGAGCCUACAACAGCGAUCACCAGUCACAACUUCUUGUACAAGCUGCAGCUAUGAUGUCCGAGUCAAGAUAUGCUUUACUGAUAGUUGAUAGUGCCACAGCUUUGUACAGAACUGACUAUUCAGGGAGAGGAGAACUGUCUGCCAGACAAAUGCACCUGGCACGCUUCUUAAGAAUGCUGCUUCGUCUGGCUGAUGAGUUUGGUGUGGCAGUUGUGAUAACAAAUCAGGUGGUUGCUCAGGUUGAUGGAGCAGCCAUGUUCUCGGCUGACCCCAAAAAACCCAUUGGUGGAAACAUUAUAGCCCAUGCCUCCACUACAAGAUUAUACCUGAGGAAAGGAAGAGGGGAAACUCGAAUAUGCAAGAUAUAUGAUUCUCCAUGUUUACCAGAGGCUGAAGCUAUGUUUGCCAUUAAUGCUGAUGGAAUUGGUGAUGCAAAAGACUGAGCAUAAGACAGAGAUCUUAUCAAAUAACAGGACUGUAGAGCACCCUAACUCUGUCAACUUUUUGUGAUAACUUGACUCCACUUGGAAGUUGACACAAAACAUAAAGGAGACCACAACCAGUAGUGCUGACACACAAAAAGAAUGAGAAAAAUAAAUUUUGCAGGAAGGAUGUGAAUCAUGUCAUUAUAGAAGUGAAACCUUACCUGGACUUUUGAGUGGUACAGGUGUAUUUUGACUUCUGUCUUUACAGAAUAUAGGACUUUGAAAGCUGGCUUAUGGGACUGGUUCCAAACCAAGUACUACAAGAGGCACAUAUGUAUAUAGAGCAGAUACUGAAAGGACCAGAAGUGGAGAGCUUGUUAUAUAACUGUAUUGUUGGUGACUGUUACAAUGCUGUUAUAAAACCCUGAACAUGCACAAAAUAUCACUGCUGAGAUUCAAAUAGAAUUGUUAUCUAUGAUGUUAAUGGCAGUGCAAUAUAUAGCUGCCAGCAUGCGAGAUGUGUGCUGCUGUACAGAGGCAGGAAGCCUGUAUCUUUAUUUUAGAUAUCUAAAAUAUGUAAGGAAAUGACAAUAAAUUAUAACAUUUUAAUUAAAGCUGUAUUGAUUUUUCA
Pecten maximus is the source of this 1911-nucleotide messenger RNA. Its product is annotated as DNA repair protein RAD51 homolog 1. The record is from RefSeq and is a predicted model, not a curated record. The coding region runs from base 279 to 1298 and encodes 339 amino acids. Gene Ontology annotation, molecular function: ATP binding; ATP-dependent DNA damage sensor activity; ATP hydrolysis activity. Gene Ontology annotation, cellular component: condensed nuclear chromosome. Lineage: Eukaryota; Metazoa; Mollusca; Bivalvia; Pectinida; Pectinidae. Gene Ontology annotation, biological process: DNA recombinase assembly; chromosome organization involved in meiotic cell cycle; DNA strand invasion. The transcript has 10 exons.